AUGGCCCAAGACGAACUGGAAGAGAUAAAUGGCUUCAAGCCCAAGAUAUGGCUCGAAGACGGGAUGGAGCAUGAAGUCGGCUCAGCGUCGAGUAAAGCGGUCUAUAAAAUAAAGAGGACCAUGGACCAUUAUUACUGCAACUGCCCCGCAUGGCGUAACCAGAAAGGAGCACCGGUGAAUGCUCGUUCAUGCAAACAUAUCAAGAGCCUCUUGGGUGAAGCGUACGAGAAUGCACGCUUAGCAAUGAAAAACCCCGCCGGAGCUGCAGCUACACAAGAGAAAAAGCCCCCUACGAAGAAGGCGCCCGCGAAGGCACCAGCGGACAAGAAAGCCCCAGCAAAGAAGGUACCCGCGAAGCGUAAGAAGGCUGAUGAGGACGAAGAGGAGGAGGAGGAGGAGGUUGAAGAACAAAAGCCGAAGAAGAAGCCCACGGCUAAGGCUCUACCCAAAUUGAAAGGCAAGGCUCCUGUAAAACGUAAGAAAGUAGCAGAUGACGACGACGAUGACGAAGAUGAUGAUGAGGCAGAAGACGACGACGACGUAGAGGAAGAAGAGGAGGACGAGGAGGAGGAGAAGCCCAAACGGAAACCCGCAUCCAAAGCUAAGCCUGCGUCCAAGGCCAAACCUGCGUCCAAGGCCAAACCCACAUCCAAGGCCAAACCCGCAUCCAAAGCCAAACCCGCGUCCAAGGCUGUAGUCAAGGACGAAGACGCCAUGGACAUUGACUCCGCACCGACUGGGGAUGGCGGUGACGACGAGCUUGCCUCAAUCAAUGGCAUCAAGCCGCUUGUAUGGAUCCCACAGGGUGAGGAAAGGGAAGUCGGCUCUGCUUCAAGUAAAUCCGUGUACAAGGUCAAACACACCAUGGACCAUUUUUAUUGCACGUGUCCCGCAUGGCGCAAUCAGAGCGGUCGCCCUGUCAACGCGCGGUCGUGCAAGCACAUCAAGUCCCUUCUAGGCGAAGAGUACGAAGAAGCCCGUAUUCAGCUCAAAGACCCAGAUGGGGCUGUAGCAGGCGCCGGAAAGGGGAAAGCCGCAUCCAAAGGUAAACUCGUGUCCAAAGCUACACCCGCAUCCGAGGCUAAACCAGCCUCUAAAGCUAAACCUGCCUCUAAAGCUAAACCUGCCUCUAAAACUAAACCUGCCUCCAAAGCUAAACCUGAAAGCAAAGCGAAGACAACGGUUCAAACCAAGGCGGGUGGGAAACGCAAGAAACCCGACUCGGAUGAGGAUGAAGAAGAUCGGGAUGAAGAAGAGCAACAGUCAGAGGAAGAAGAGUCUAAGGUUCCUGCGAAGAAGGCUAGAAUUUCUCCUGUCAAGGAAGAUGACGAGGAUGAGGAUGCCUCUGAGGACGAAGACGGCGAUGAGGAGAUAGGUGCUGUGGAUGGCGAUGACCUUGCUGAGAUCUCUGGUGUCAAACCAAAGGUUCUCCUCGCGGACGGUGAGGAGAGAGAGGUAAAAUCACAGACUUCGAAUUCAGUGUACAAAAUCAAGCGGACUUGGGACCACUUUUACUGUACCUGCCCGGCUUGGCGUAACCAGGUUUGCCUCGACUCUUUCCUAUUCUUCCAGAGCUCUAACUUCUGGUCCCCGCAGGGUGGUGCCCCCGUGAACGCCCGGACAUGCAAACACCUCCAGUCCUUCCUCGGCGCCGACUACGAAGCCGCCCGCUUGAAAUACCGCAACCCAGACGGACCUGCUCCAAAAGCUGCCAAGAAAGCCGCCGGCAAACGUAAGAAAGCGGAUGAUGAAGACGGGGAGGAAGAAGGUGGAUCAAGCGGAAAGACGGUGCCUGGACUCUUACUUGCCAAUAAGUGGGAUAUUGAGACGGGCCCAGAUCCCACGGGUUGGUUGAUUUCGGAGAAGUUGGAUGGUGUUCGAACUUUCUAUGAUGGGAAACAGAUGAUCAGUAGACUAGGAAAUCCAUUCACCCCUCCACAAUGGUUCCUUGAUAAACUUCCCAAGGACGUCACCCUCGACGGCGAGCUUUUCGGUGGUCGUGGGCAAUUCCAGUCCACAGUGUCAAUCGUAAAGACGAUCAAUUCUCCCCACUGGAAGAAUAUCACUUUCCAGAUCUUUGAUGUUCCCUCUCGCGGAACUGAUACUUUUGAAGACCGACUCUCCUGGCUGCAAAAGACUUUCGGCGAGGGCGGAACCCACGCUGUUGAACAAAUCGCGGUUGUCGAGCAUGAAGCAGCUCAGAGCAGGGAACACGUGCUCCAGAAGCUCAAAGAGGUGGAGACCUUGGGUGGGGAAGGACUAAUGCUGAGGCAGCCGGGGUCACAAUAUGAGGGUCAACGAUCCGGGACAUUGCUGAAGAUCAAAACAUUCUAUGAUGCAGAAGCCAUUGUCACUGGGUACAUGCCUGGUAAAGGACGCAACGAUGGUACCACAGGCGCUCUCAAAUGCAAAAUGGCUUCAGGCAAGACCUUCAAUGUUGGCACGGGCUUGAGCGACAAGCAGCGUAGGAAUCCGCCCAAGGUUGGGGCUAUCAUCGUUUAUCGCUUCCAGGAACUUACACGGGAUGGAGUUCCAAGAUUCCCUUCAUAUAUAGGGGAAGCGGCUGAUAAAGACGUCCCGAAGGAUGCUGAGAUUCCGGAACAUCGGAAGGCUGGUGCUAACUCUGCGGAAGCGUAGGCUGCUGUUAUACUUACCUCUGACACUGGCGCGGACUUAAUUUUUAAAUAAAUAAAUAAAUUUGCUUAUCGCACUC
Messenger RNA from Laccaria bicolor S238N-H82, 2713 nucleotides. RefSeq lists its product as uncharacterized. Lineage: Eukaryota; Fungi; Basidiomycota; Agaricomycetes; Agaricales; Hydnangiaceae. Bases 1 to 2637 code for a protein of 878 amino acids. The transcript is spliced from 20 exons. Gene Ontology annotation, biological process: DNA repair; DNA recombination. Gene Ontology annotation, molecular function: DNA ligase (ATP) activity; ATP binding; zinc ion binding. The record is from RefSeq and is a predicted model, not a curated record.